Messenger RNA from Bemisia tabaci, 1019 nucleotides. RefSeq lists its product as uncharacterized. NCBI's taxonomy places the organism in Eukaryota, Metazoa, Arthropoda, Insecta, Hemiptera, Aleyrodidae. Gene Ontology annotation, cellular component: mitochondrion. The record is from RefSeq and is a predicted model, not a curated record.
CCGGUGACCUAACCUCCAAAUAUCUCGCUCUCGCCCCAACACCUAGUUUAGUUUUUAAAAUUUUAAGGGGAAUAGAAACUACUUGGUGAUAAACAUGUUUCCAUCGAAUUGAAGCUUUAACUCACCAGGAACAUCGUCCAAGGAUCAAAAUGUCUCAAGCAGUUGCAAGGUUGCUGUCUCGAAAUUUUACUAACAUACGAGGACUUCUGAACCCUAGCAGCAAGGCUAUCAUUUCUCAAGAAUACACCGGUACUGGAUUCCCUCAUUGGCAAGUGAACAAGUGUAACAGACCUGCUAAUUAUCAUACUCAUCAUGAUGGUUCCUCCAGAAUUUCAGGGAGCAUAAACUUUGCCGCCAUUUUUAACUCUACAAAAUUAAAUAUUAUUGACCCAAUUACCCGUGAGCAAAAUGUUAUAGAUCCCCGCAUCAUCUCUAAUGUUGAUAUCUUAGACACUCCAAAGAUAAAAAAAAUAAUUGAUGAGCCUGACCAACCUCAUGUAGUUGAAAAGCAAGCCCACAGAAUGAUCAACAUUCGAAGGAGGAAAAUGAAGAAACACAAAUUGAAGAAGUUACGUAAAAGGAUGAAGUUCGAGUGGAAGAAAAAGGCUCUUAAAAGAGAGAAAAUCAAGGAAAAAGCUUUUUAUAUGGAAUUGUAUGCCCAAAUUCGCACUGCGGAAACCUUCUCUCCGCAAGAUUAUGCUGCUGAGCAACGCAAAAUAAUUAAGCAGACAUAUUUGCCCCUUGAGUAUGAAAAAAUGCCUCAGUGGUAUCUGAAAGAGACAUUGGACAAGGAAAAAAGGAUAGCCAGGGAAACGAAGGAGCAUGAGGAAGGACUUAAGGCAUUAGCUGAGUUUCAAAAAACCUAUAAAUGGUCUGAUAAAUACUAAUUUUGUUAUUCUCUUCGUGUCUCUUUUUAAUUCGAUUGCAAUUAUCCCGAUUGUUUCUACUGUUGUUUUUGUAUCAAAUGUUUGUUUUAAUAGAUGAGAGGAAAGAAUAAACUCAUCUUUUCCAACACAGAA